This is a messenger RNA of Drosophila grimshawi, 3814 nucleotides long. Its product is annotated as mucin-19. The transcript is spliced from 6 exons. NCBI's taxonomy places the organism in Eukaryota, Metazoa, Arthropoda, Insecta, Diptera, Drosophilidae. Bases 177 to 2900 code for a protein of 907 amino acids. The record is from RefSeq and is a predicted model, not a curated record.
UCAAUAAAACAAAAAAAAUAAAUAAAAAAAAAGACGCAGACGAAGACGUUUCCAACAGCCUUUUUCAUGUUGAACGUUUGAUUUUCAAAAGUGCAAAUUCAAUAAUCUACAACAAAGGGCAACAAACAGCCGCUGAAGAAACCACAAUAACAACAACAACAACAACACAAGCAAAAAUGCUGCUCAAAAUUUGUCUACUGAGCUGCCUGGCGAUGCUGGUGGCCGGCGAGGAGCUGGCUGUGGGCGCAUCCGCUGAGAAGAGAGAGAUUGCGACAAGUGAAUUUGAGACAGCGCACAAGGUGCCGGAGGCGAGUGCCGUGAGUGAUGAGGGUUUCCAUACGGCACACAAGAUAAGCAUUCGUGCGGCAGAUUCGGCUGAUUAUUCGAUGAAUCUGCUGGCGACCAAGGAACGACCCGAACUAAAUCCGGUGCUCAGUGCGCUGAUCAACGAGGAUGUGAUGAAGAGCAUCGAGGCGAAGCGUGCCAUCGAGGAGGAGGAACUGGCCGAGGUGCGUCGUGAAAUCGAGCAGGCUGCUCUCGACGAGCUGGCACAAAAGGGUAAGGUUGUCACCGAGCCACCAAUCGUACAGCUGACAACAGUGGCGCCCGCCGCAACCAAGAAGAUUGACAAUCUCGAUGAUGAAAUGCUGAUUGAUCCACACGAUGAUUUUGUCAAUCAGAACUUUGCGCUUGAUGGCGCCGGCAGCGAGAACAACAAGAAGUCACGCAUCGAGAUCAAGAAGGGACCCAAUGGCCAGGACUACGAGUACGAGUAUGUCUACUAUUACGAGGAGGAAGACGCUGAUGCUGCUGCCGACGGCAAGGCCAAGCCGGCAACCGGCGAAGCAGGCACCGAUCUCACAGCAGAUACACGUGGCAAGACGCGCUACUCGAACAUUGAUCGCAGCACGCCGGCAACGCCCAGCGAGAAUAGUUUGCACAGUGGCAAGGCCAAGGGACGUGCCUCGAAUGCGGCGGUCAGUGAACAGAACUCGGAGGAUAUUGAGGUGGAACGUUUGCCGCUGAACACCCGUUUCCCAAGUCGUGGCAAGAAUAUCGAUGUGCAGCCGACGCCAGCGCUGGACUCGCUGGAAACGGCCGCGGAGCGCAAGAAGAUAAGCGUUAAGCGACCCAGCCUGGAGCUGGUCGACAGCGAGACAUUCAACACCGAUGAGAAACAGCUGAAGGGCUCACGCAACGGCGACAAGGAGCUGAAGCCAGUGAUUGCCGUCGAACAGGAAGCUGCAGCAGCAGCCGCAGCCGCAGCCGCAGCAGCAGCAAAGGCUGCCAAGGAGCGAAUGGAAGAGCAAAUGCAAAGGGAGAUCACAGGCAAACUAGAGGAGGAGGGUGAGCAGACGACACCCUCUAUGGAGAAGGCAGCACUUGAUCUGUAUGCGAUACUGACCAAUGAGAAUCUCAACAAUGAUGAGACAACCGUUGCGGAUAACGUGGAUGAUACAACAAUUAGUCCAGAUACCGUUAGCACUGAUGAUGAUGAUAGUUUGACCACACUGCAGGAUGAACUCGCCUCGUCAACGACGACAACAACGACGACAACAUCGACAACAACGACGACAACAACAACAACGGAGGCACCCACAACAACGACAACAACAACGACAGCAACACCAUCUCUAUACGGCGGCAGACGUUCCGGUCUCAGCAGUUUGGCUGGACGCAAUCGUUUCAAGUUGCGUGACAGUGCCGGAACCAGUACCACCAGCACCACCGAAUCAGCGCCCACAGAGCCCACGAAAGCUGGCAGAAAUCGCUUCUCGCGUCCCUCAAUUGGUGGCCGUUCUCGUCCUGGAGCUCGCACCACCGCCAGUCCCGAGCCCACCGCCGCCGCUGAACACGCUGUCGAGGAGGAGGUUGUUGCCGCCAAGGAAGUGAAACCCGUUAGUUCCGGCUUCGGACGUGGCAGGCCACGCAAUCGUUUCAAUUUGCGCGGCACCAGCACCACCAGCACCACCGAGAAAUCCGCAGCAGCUGAGGAGGGCGCCGAUGUCGACAGUGCAUCGGCCGAUGCUGCACCCAGCACCACGGCACGCAGCACGCUGCGUGGUCGCCCGGGUUUGAGUUUGCGUGGACGUAGUCGCACCACCACAACCAAGGCGCCGCCAGCAGAGAGUGGCUCCAAUGCCGAGGAGGGCACAGAUGAGGCGAAAUCAGCACCGCCAGCAGCUGCUGAGCCGGCACCUGUGCGUCCAUCUCGCUUCAAUUUGCAUCAUCGGGCCGGUGGCAACCGGUUGCUGCCACGUGGCAAGCUGGGACGUGCCGGUGUGAGCACGGAGGCACCGAAGGAUUCGACUGCCGAAGAUUCGGCGGCGGAUAGCAGCCAUCACAACGAUGUCAAGGGCAGCGAGGCAGAAGCGGGCGCUGGCGACAAGACUGAGGAGAAGACUGAUGAGGCCGAUGCCGCCAAUCAUGCCGGACACGCACCCGGCUUCAAUCGCCUCAAGAAUCGACCGCGCCUCAAUGCGCUGCACAAGACUGACGCGGCGGCCAAGCCAAGGGCAGCCGCUGCUGCCGGCGCAGCUGGUGCGGCUGCUCCCGCUUCCUCCUCCACCGCUCCCUCCUCAUCGGCAACUGGGCAGCGCAAAAUCAAUCCGCUGCUAGCCAAGCGUCGUCUGCAUUUGGGCGGCGCGGCGGCAGCAGCGGCUACCUCGACCACAGAGGCGCCCGCUGAGGGUGGAGCCGCAUCGGAUGGAUCCGGCGAACAGGAGGCCAAGGAUGACGCUGCAUCCGCUGCCAACUCCGAUGAGGCCGGGGAUAGUGCGGCCAAGGAGCAGGAUACAACUGAAGCCGCUGAGGCAACCACCAAGCAACAGGCGCGAGGACUCGGCCUUCUUGGCCAGCGUCGCCGUCUGCCGCUGCGAAAGCCUGGCACCAUACUGUAAACAUUGGGAAAAAACAAAAAAAAAAACAGAAACGCCGUCAAAUGACAACAGCAGCAACUACAAUCCUCCCUCCUGCCCCUUACCACUUCAGCAAGUAGACUUCAUGUGACUGAAGCUGGAAUGGAAAUGAAACUUUAGCAGAUGUUGCAGUUAUUCUUAACCCUUCUCCUCAACCAUGAUCCCAAAAAAAAUUCCACUUGUUCCUUGCCAACUGCUCCUGCCAUUUCUUUCCCUCUCUCUCUCUCUCUAUCUCUCUUUCUCUUUUUCUCUGUUUUUCUUACUGUGUCCCUUGUCCUGCUGCUAUUCUCCUAAUUGGGUGGUUUCCGAGUCACCCGAACCAGCGAUAAUAAUUUUUACAAUUUUCUCUCUCGUCUCCUUGUAAAUUUUUGUGUGUUUUAAUUUCUCAUAGGUUUCGCCUUUCUUAUGUACUGUUCUUAAAACGCGAUUAGCUUUUUACACAUACAAUAAUUAAAAUAAAAUAUUGAAAUAUUAUUUAAGUCCCCCUUUGCGAACAUAAAGUCACCAAAAUGAGAAAAAUGAACAAAAACAAAAAUCAAAUGAAAAUAUAAAAUAAAAAAUAAAAGAAAAGCAAAAUGAUAAAGAACGAAAUGAAGAAGAAGAAAAAUAAAGCAACUUGCAAGCGAAAGCGAAGCCACUUAUAGAUCCUUAAGUUGAACAAAAAAUAAUAUUGAUUGAUAAAAAUAAUACCACAUAACUCUCGCACAUCUGAGCUAGCCAGAGAACAUAAAGCUCAAGAUCUGGCAUCUGUCUGUGUGUGUCUAUGAAUAGCAAGAUAUAUUAUAAAAUGUAUUCCUUUCUCUCUCUCUCAUUUACCUUCUUUUUUUUUUUGAUACAAUAUAAACAACGACUUUUAACGAUAUGUUUUUAAAUAAAAACGAAAAUAAGUAAACACU